This is a messenger RNA of Lytechinus variegatus (green sea urchin), 2834 nucleotides long. RefSeq lists its product as uncharacterized. The coding region runs from base 142 to 1197 and encodes 351 amino acids. NCBI's taxonomy places the organism in Eukaryota, Metazoa, Echinodermata, Echinoidea, Temnopleuroida, Toxopneustidae. The transcript has 6 exons. The record is from RefSeq and is a predicted model, not a curated record.
AUCCUGCCGACAGCCCGGCGUGCAUGCGAGAUCGAGAUUGACCUGCUGGACUGUUUUAUGAUCAGAUUGAUUUUCGCAGAAAGAUAUUUAACAUCAAAUCAAGAUCUAGUGCAUCGUGAGGACUGUUGAAAAUCACACACCAUGCCUGGAGCCGGAACUCAAGAUUGGUUUUAUCAUGCCCCUUCAAAAAAGAAAGAAGGCGGACCAGUGGAUUAUCCUGCUGCAUCACAGAUCCCGUCGUUUGGAGGUGGUAUCCCUUAUGAUGAAUGGGAGGCAAAUGAGCGUGAUAACGAUGGAAUGAAGAGAGGCUGGAUUCGAGACUCUGACACCAAAUACGUUAAGCUCUGCAAAAAAGGAGGCCGCAAAGACUUGUUGAGGAUGCGUGACCCGCCACCCAAAGCUGCUGAGCCUAAAGACUACCCAAGAGCAGAUUGGUUUUAUCAAGAUGUGGAAGAUAAUCAAAAUACAAAUCAAGGACCAUAUAGAUCACAUCUUCCAGACUACAUGGUAUAUGAAGAACACCAAGGAGGGGAACCGACCACAGGGCACUGGCAGAGACCUCCCUUCUCACUGGACGAUAAGAUGACUGCAUUUGAGCGUCAUGGUGACAACGACAAGCUUAAUAUGAAGUUCCCCAACGACGAGUCCAAGCUGAGAAAGCCACCUAAAGACAAGACUGGCGGUAAAGAUCAUAAGAGGAGAAAGCCAGUCGAUAGGAAUGCAAAAAGCCCUACAAAAUCUCGACAUGCUACAAUACCAACUCCAGAAGCUUACAAAGGGCCUGCCAGCAUCGGUAAGCUCCUCUCCAAUGGCUACCAACAAGACUGGUAUGAAAACAGGGACACCCACUACAAGAACCACAAACCAUCGACGGCAGACGUGCAGUUCGAGGCUGCUACCCGGGCUGAUCGUCAGAGCACCGAGUACAGAGAUGCCAUCAAUGUGAAGAAACCAGGGGCAGGAGGAGGGGGUGGUGGUUCGUAUGCCAAGAAUGCCAUGGAAGUGCGGGGAACGAAGAAGUCCGAGCAGGUCAAGUCACUCAACACCAAACAGGAUGAGGAAAAGGAGCUCUUCAAGCUUAGCAAGUUUGAUAAAGUUGGCUCAAAGGUAAAGAGUCGAUGGUCUGAGACACACGAGCGAUCCUCCCCCAUCACAACUGGUAUGCAGUUAGAGAUGGCUCCUGUUUCUACAAACUAGGAUAUGAGCGGGUGAAGUGAGAGGGAGUUUGGCUGAAUCAACUCAUCUGAAGGAGGAAUUAAAGAAGAACAAGUACUGGUUGUUCUUUGGUAUUAACUAGAAGACCGCCCACUUAAAGUAUUGUGGGAGAGGGCUACACUAUGACGAAAGAUAAGCAAAGGUGCUUGAUUAUUCAAUACCAUCAUGUUUCUCGAAGUGAUGGAUGCAGGCCAUUGCAAAAUGACCUCCAUGAUGAAACAGGGAUGGACGAUAGGUGUGGGGGGGGGGUUGAUUGAGGGAGGUGGUUGGGGUGGGGAGGAGGGCCUCUGUUUACUUCAGUUUCAUCCAGUACCGUACUUACAUUGUUGAAUAUUGAUCCAAAAAUAAUUUGUGUAAGUGUGUACAAAAAGCAUCAAUUAUUCAUUUGAAGGGAAGCAUUCAUAUAAGUAUCUGUAUCUACAUCAAACCUCAGGAGAUACUUUCACCAGUCUCUGGUCAUGACAUCAAAGUGCCCCUCACCUCUUUGCUUACUUUUAGUUCAUGCGACACAUAUAUUUUGAAAAUAUACAUAUUCUUUUGGUUAUUGUUAAGUUUUACCUCCCAAACCAACUCCAGAAUGUGGAACAGAUAGUCAGAUACCAUAUAAUACUAUUUAGUGCUCCACUUCUGUAGCUGGAAUAUACAAUAUGAUUUUAUAUUGAAACCAAAAUCUUAAAUAGAGAGAGCCAUGAUUAGGAUAAAUGCGAUGAAGGAUUUAUCUUAUCUGCAAUGGGCUUUGAUACAAUUGGAUUUGAGACUAAGCAUACAUCAUUAUAUGUGUGGCAGUCAAAAAUCAUAGUCUGCAUCUGACUCCCUUUGUGAAUUUCACCCUUUUGUAGUUGGUGACUUGUAUACAAAGCAUCAAUAUUAGAAACACCCUUUUCUGUGGUGUUUGGAUUUUUAUAUCGAGAUUUUUAACAGAAAAGGUGCUAUUUUUACAUCUUAACUGUAUGUUUUUCAUUUGAAUUUGUUCCAUCAUGCUUUUGGUAAUAAUAAUAAUGAACACUGCGCCUCGGAAUAGAUUAUUCUAGAUAGAUGGGGCUAUAUAAAUGCCUAUUAAUUUUGCUCUGAACAUUUUUAUGAAGGGGCUUCACAUUUAUUCCAGUGACAAUUGCUCAUGCCUUCAUUUCUUGGAAGUGUAGUGUUAGGGUGAGGGCUGUGCCUGAAAAUUUGGUUCAGAAUACUGUGAGAAUAAGGUUUAGGGAUAGAUUUUAGUAGAGUUCUAAUAUGCAGAAUCUCAUAGGAGUGAUCAUUCUUGCUAGACAAAUCGUGGAGGAAUCUCUUUGGCAUGAUGGAACAUAUUCAUUGUAUUUUGUUUUAUUUACCGUUCCUGCUAAAUGCAUUCCUGACAUUCUUGCCAAAUGUGUUGGAAAUUUAAGAACUUUAAAUAAGUAUUUAUACAUGUAUGUAUAUAGUAUAAAAGUUUCUCUGUGUGUAAAAUAUUUACUUCCAUAUUCCUUGAUAUCUUAAAACAUUGUCAAAUAUUAUUUAAUUUGAAUGCAUUGUAAGAACUACUUUUUGUAGUGUAAACUUCUGUUUUAUCAGAGAAAAAAAAUCUAUAUCAUUGUUUUUAUAUAAUUUUUGUAAAUAUGUUCUUCAAACAGUACAUACUUCAAUAA